UGUUUUAACAGUGUGGAGACGGUUAUACUGUUUUAACAGUGUGGAGACGGUUAUACUGUUUUUCAUCCUGUAUGUCUCUUCUGUUCCAGGCGUCAGUUCCUGCGGAUGUGCUAUGUGUAUGACUUCUCACUGAACGACCUGCUGGCUCCCAAGGUGAAGAGGACGGUGACCAUCCUGAGUGGCAUCAUGAACUACCUUCACUUCAGGAAGCAGAGGCUUGAUAUGACUAUGGGACACCAGGAGAGAUUUAGAGAAGACAUGGACAAGCUUCAGGCUUACUCACGAGGAACUAAAGACGCUCAGAAGAAAAUGGACAAGCUGACUACCAUCCCUCCAGAGCAGCAGGCUGAAGCGAGGGAAUUGGACUCUGCUCUGUCUGACCUGCAGACCAACACCAUGCACCAAUACCAGGAAGUGAAUGCCAUCAAUGAGAAUAUUGCAGAGUGGAAAUCGGAGAUGGCAGAGAAGUCCCAAAAAUUGACCCAGUUGAAGGUUGAUGUGGCCACUCUAAAGGAGAACAUUGGUAAGCUAAAGUCUCAGAUCGUUGAGUCUCCUGAAGAGAUGAAGAUUCAGAUGGAGAAGAUGAAGGAAAACGUGAAGAACAUCAAGCUGGCCAUCGAGAUGGCAGACGAGCGUCUGGUAGGGCUGCAGAGUAAUGUCCAGGGUGUGACUCACAGCGAGGCUGACAUCCAGCUGAUAUUCAAACUACUGCAGGACCUCCAGAGCUCCAUGAACAAGACCCAACAGCACCAGGAAGAGGCCCAGGCUCUGGUGUGUGUGUAUGAGGCACAGCAGAAGGAACUGAAGAACCAUGGUGUGGAGGAGGGCCAGCUGAAGAGAUCUUUAGGGAUGAAGAUGGACAAGGAGUCCAAACAACAUAUACGAAGACAGAAGAAGAAGGAGAUUAAGGAUCAAUACAUUGAGGAUGUACUAGGUCAGUGUGACAAUGUUCACCAGAAGAGGGAGCAGAUAGCGGACCAGAUCCAGGAGAGAGACAGAGAUUCUCAACACCUCCGCAGUCAGAUGACCAACCUGAGGGACACCUGCAGUCAGGAGACUGAGAAAGCUCAGGACCUGUUUGAUCGUCUGCUGGCAGCUCUGGAUCACUUCCAUAAACGCAUACAGAACCACGUCGUCGAGGGCAACAACGACAUCGCCAAGAUGACUGCUAACUUCUAACCCAGUGUAGUUGACUUCUCUACAUCUGUCAUUAGUUUAGCUCAGCUAACUUCUAACCCAGUGUAGUUGACUCCUCUACAUCUGUCAUUAGUUUAGCUCUGCUAACUUCUAACCCAGUGUAGUUGACUUCUCCACAUCUGUCAUUAGUUUAGCUCAGCUCUGCUAACUUCUAACCCAGUGUAGUUGACUUCUCUACAUCUGUCAUUAGUUUAGCUCAGCUCUGCUAACUUCUAACCCAGUGUAGUUGACUUCUCUACAUCUGUCAUUAGUUUAGCUCAGCUCUGCUAACUUCUAACCCAGUGUAGUUGACUUCUCUACAUCUGUCAUUAGUUUAGCUCAGCUCUGCUAACUUCUAACCCAGUGUAGUUGACUUCUCUACAUCUGUCAUUAGUUUAGCUCAGCUCUGCUAACUUCUAACCCAGUGUAGUUGACUUCUCUACAUCUGUCAUUAGUUUAGCUCAGCUCUGCUAACUUCUAACCCAGUGUAGUUGACUUCUCUACAUCUGUCAUUAGUUUAGCUCAGCUCUGCUAACUUCUAACCCAGUGUAGUUGACUUCUCCACAUCUGUCAUUAGCUUAGCUCUGCUAACUUCUAACCCAGUGUAGUUGACUUCUCCACAUCUGUCAUUAGUUUAGCUCAGCUCUGCUAACUUCUAACCCAGUGUAGUUGACUUCUCUACAUCUGUCAUUAGCUUAGCUCUGCUAACUUCUAACCCAGUGUAGUUGACUUCUCCACAUCUGUCAUUAGUUUAGCUCAGCUCUGCUAACUUCUAACCCAGUGUAGUUGACUUCUCUACAUCUGUCAUUAGUUUAGCUCAGCUCUGCUAACUUCUAACCCAGUGUAGUUGACUUCUCUACAUCUGUCAUUAGUUUAGCUCAGCUCUGCUAACUUCUAACCCAGUGUAGUUGACUUCUCUACAUCUGUCAUUAGUUUAGCUCAGCUCUGCUAACUUCUAACCCAGUGUAGUUGACUUCUCCACAUCUGUCAUUAGUUUAGCUCAGCUCUGCUAACUUCUAACCCAGUGUAGUUGACUUCUCUACAUCUGUCAUUAGUUUAGCUCAGCUCUGCUAACUUCUAACCCAGUGUAGUUGACUUCUCUACAUCUGUCAUUAGUUUAGCUCAGCUCUGCUAACUUCUAACCCAGUGUAGUUGACUUCUCUACAUCUGACAUUAGUUUAGCUCAGCUCUGCUAACUUCUAACCCAGUGUAGUUGACUUCUCCACAUCUGUCAUUAGUUUAGCUCUGCUAACUUCUAACCCAGUGUAGUUGACUCCUCUCCAUGUCUUAUUUUGAAAACAUACAAACAUGCAACUUUUAUUUGUGAAUAAAAAUAUCUAUUCUCA
Messenger RNA from Oncorhynchus gorbuscha (pink salmon), 2522 nucleotides. Its product is annotated as kinetochore protein Nuf2-like. The record is from RefSeq and is a predicted model, not a curated record. Gene Ontology annotation, molecular function: protein-containing complex binding. Gene Ontology annotation, cellular component: Ndc80 complex; kinetochore. Gene Ontology annotation, biological process: attachment of mitotic spindle microtubules to kinetochore; meiotic chromosome segregation; kinetochore organization. The transcript is spliced from 9 exons. Bases 106 to 1179 code for a protein of 357 amino acids. NCBI's taxonomy places the organism in Eukaryota, Metazoa, Chordata, Actinopteri, Salmoniformes, Salmonidae.